AUGGUGGAAUAGCUUGUAGAAAUGGAUGGCUUUGUCGUGCUUGCAAAUAAAACAUUUAUAAAGGAGAACAAAUACUAGUUAGAGAGGGUAGGUAGUUAAGGUUCCAUUUUCAUAAAGACUGUUUUCAAGGAAAUGGAGAUCCAAGAAAUUAAAAAUGAAUCAACCUACUUUAAUUAAUGA
Molecule: messenger RNA, 180 nt
Organism: Paramecium sonneborni
Lineage: Eukaryota; Ciliophora; Oligohymenophorea; Peniculida; Parameciidae
Source: the annotation of a GenBank genome assembly